Podarcis raffonei (Aeolian wall lizard) is the source of this 6500-nucleotide messenger RNA. RefSeq names its product G protein subunit alpha L (gene GNAL). The coding region runs from base 178 to 1770 and encodes 530 amino acids. The transcript has 12 exons. Gene Ontology annotation, molecular function: G protein-coupled receptor binding; GTP binding; G-protein beta/gamma-subunit complex binding. Gene Ontology annotation, cellular component: heterotrimeric G-protein complex. Gene Ontology annotation, biological process: adenylate cyclase-modulating G protein-coupled receptor signaling pathway. Lineage: Eukaryota; Metazoa; Chordata; Lepidosauria; Squamata; Lacertidae. The record is from RefSeq and is a predicted model, not a curated record.
AAAUGCAACAUGGCCCAGCAGCUGCAGCAGCAGCAGCGGCGGCGGGGCUGUGAGGAGGGGCUGCCUGGCGCGCCCUCCGCGGCCCUGACGCGCGGGGACCGCGGCAAGCGCUGAGAGCCGCUGCCUCCCGGACGCCUUCAGCCCGGACGCGCGCACAGCUCGUCGGUUCCGCGAGACAUGGGGCUCUGCUACAGCCUGCGCCCAAGGCUCUUCGGCGACUCCGGAGGCGGCUCCAUCUCCAGCGCUGCCGCCACCACCACCACCUCGGAGACCGAGCAACAGCCGCCGCCGCCGCUGCCCACGGCGGAGCCCCUGGCCCGGCCGCAGCCGCCCCUGCCCGGAGCCCCGGCCACGGGAGGAGGACGAGGAAGGAGCGCGGGGAAAAGCGGCGGCAGUGGCAGCAUCUGCAGCGGCGGGGAGGCGGAAGGCGGCAAGGCGCGCGCGGUGGAGCUGGACGGGCCGCUGCUGCUCCUGCAGAACGGAGCGGGCAACGGGGCGGCUCCCGCGGAGAAGGACAAGGGGCGGCAGCGGCAACGGGGGCCGUCGCCACCCCUCGCAGCUGCCACGGCGGCGGCGGCGCCCCAGGCCAAGCCCGAGUCGGGCUCGGCGGCGAAGCAGCAGCCGCUGGCGCUGCAAAGACCUUGGGAGAAGCUGCGCCUGGAGGAGCGGGAGGCGGAGAAGGAGGCGAGGCGCGUGAGCAAGAGCAUCGACCGGGCGCUCAAGGAGCAGAAAAGGGAAUACAAGCAGACGCACCGCCUGCUGCUGCUGGGGGCUGGUGAGUCAGGAAAAAGCACUAUUGUCAAGCAGAUGAGGAUCUUGCAUGUAAAUGGAUUUAAUUCAGAAGAAAAGAAACAGAAAAUUCUGGAUAUUCGGAAAAAUGUAAAAGAUGCAAUUGUGACCAUAGUUUCAGCAAUGAGCACUUUAAUACCUCCAGUUCCACUGGCCAACCAAGAAAACCAAUUUCGAGCGGACUACAUCAAGAGUAUAGCUCCCCUUUCUGACUUUGACUACACACAGGAAUUCUUUGAACACGCAAAAAAGCUCUGGGACGACGAAGGAGUAAAGGCAUGCUUCGAGAGAUCAAAUGAAUACCAGUUGAUUGAUUGUGCACAAUACUUUCUAGAAAGAAUAGACAGUGUCAGUCUGAUUGAUUACACACCCACAGAUCAGGAUCUCUUGAGGUGCAGGGUUUUGACAUCGGGGAUUUUUGAGACAAGAUUCCAAGUAGAUAAAGUAAACUUUCACAUGUUUGAUGUAGGUGGUCAGAGAGAUGAAAGAAGAAAAUGGAUCCAGUGUUUUAACGAUGUCACAGCUAUUAUCUUUGUCGUGGCCUGUAGCAGCUACAACAUGGUCAUAAGGGAAGACAACAACACAAACAGAUUACGGGAGUCCCUGGACCUCUUCAAAAGUAUCUGGAACAACAGGUGGUUACGGACAAUUUCUAUCAUUUUGUUUUUGAAUAAACAAGAUAUGCUGGCUGAAAAAGUCUUGGCAGGGAAGUCUAAAAUUGAAGAUUAUUUUCCUGAAUUCACACGUUACACUGUACCUGAAGAUGCAACGCCAGAUGCAGGAGAAGACCCCAAAGUUACAAGAGCAAAGUUUUUUAUCCGGGAUGAAUUUUUAAGAAUAAGCACGGCGACUGGAGAUGGAAAGCAUUACUGCUACCCCCACUUUACAUGUGCAGUUGACACAGAAAACAUCCGCAGAGUGUUCAACGACUGUAGAGACAUCAUUCAGAGAAUGCACCUUCGGCAGUAUGAACUAUUGUAAUUGAGAACACCAUGGAGCCUGUGGUUUUAAACAUCAUCUUUUUUUCCAACUUCUUCAUGUGAAGUAAGAGGGAGAUGCUAUAUAGAUACACGUCUGCCUCCUCAGUUUGUUUACUUUGAUUAGCCUUUCAACCCAGUUCAUGCUUUAUGGGAUGAUGUGUGUGCUUUAUUUUUAUAUGCCACUUCUGUGUCAUUCCACUAAGGCCUUUGGCUACCUCUGUUUCCUUAGGUUUGGUUGCAUUUUUGUUUUGUUUUUAAUUGGACAUAGCCUGCUAGUUGUUUUUUCCCCCCAGCAGGUUUGUUCAAGCUGGUAUCUGCUAGUUGGGCGACACCAUGUCAUACUUGCAGUGUGCAUGGGUUUCCUUUCUACCGUGACGCUGAGGAGUACUUGAUAGAUUGGGUGGGGGAGAAUAAUGCACUUUGUUUUAGGGUUGUGAAAUACUGUUGAGGAUAUAUACACGCGUGAUGUAGCAGCACCACAAUAUUAGUCACAGUUUUUAACAUAACUGAGUUGCAGGUCAGCUGACAAAGGUGACCUCCUCUUCUAAGCCAUUAUUGGCACAGGAAAUAGACUAGAUAGUGAGGCACAGGGAAGAUGAGCAAUUUUUCUGGAGGUUUGGAGCCAAGAGUCUCUACACACCUCAGGCAUUUGAAUUCAGAGCUACUUUUUCAGACUACUUGCAUCUAGGCAGAAAAUUCACCCUCACUUUUGUUUCUUCUGUCCACAAAUGAUCCAACUACUUUAGAUCAUUUUUGGACAACAGUCUUCUCCCUAUAUAUAUAAUAUAUAUAUAAUAUAUAUAUUAUUUUUGUUUUACUGCUGGUUUAUUAUUAUAUUGUACAGACUGUAAAGUGUAAUAUUAUUUUGUACAAUUUUAUUGAAGAUAAAUACUUGUAGAAGAUCUUUGUGCCUUGAUUAUGGCUGUACCUGUAAAACGAGCUAAGAUGUAAGUAUGUUUUUGAUUGCGCUGUACAGCUUGAUGUCAACUUUACCUGCAGCAGUGACUGAAGGUAAAAAACUUCUCUGUAGAGUUUAGGGUUUUUCUGGUUUAUAUAAAAAGAAAUGCUCUUUAGUAUAAAAAAAUAUAAAUUAUGCAAAUUUUAGUCAUAUACCUUUGAAAGUAAGUUAUUACUGCCACCAGAUGUUGCAGCAAAUAUGCCUUUCUCAGUCUUAGCUUUAAAACACUGAAAUUGAUUCAAGUGUCCAAAUUGCAACCUGGUGUUUUCAUGGAAACCAAGGAUUUUGUUUUACCUUUAAAAAAAACCUAUGUUCAGUAAUUCUUUGGUCAUUCAUAGCCAAUUUCACAAUUGCAGAUUGUGAAUGUGUAGAAGCACCAUUAGAUAAAGGCUCUUCAAUCUCUGUUGCAACAGCCGCUUUCAUUGUGCAAAUUGGAAGAAAGAAGAAAAGGUUUAACCCUUGUGUCUGGCCUAAGAGAAUUACAAGAUGACAAUUUUAUUUCUCUUAAUAAAGAGACCUUAGAAAAUGGUUUUAUUUUAAAUAUUGUAGAAUCACAAUGUGUGGAUAUUUCUCAAACUUGAAUAAUUUAUGCAAAUGACAUUCACAAAAUAAGUUGUGGUACAGUAUAAUAUAAAAGCAAGAAUUGCAGUAGCAAUAAGGCAUGUCCUUCUCAGUACUAUAACACUGCUUUUAUAUUUUAUACAUAGGUGUUAUGUCGGAGUACAUAGUUUCCUGUGUCCAAGGUAACCUGUACAAACGUUUAAAAUUUGUAAUUGCAAUAACAAAAUUUAGAAGUGUUAGCCUACAUACCUUCAUAGAUUAUGUAUCUCUUGGAUUAUCUUCAUCCUUUGCUUUAAAUUUAAAGGCAAAUUACUCUUUGAAAUAUUUUCAACCACCCAAUGUGAAUCAAUUCUUAAAGGAGGAUAGCAUGUUUGUUGUUUAUGUAAGCCCAGCCGUUUUUCCCUGACAACUGGGCAGACAUGUUGUGGAUGUAACUCUGCAGAGGGGUCACAUUAGUAAUCUUUCCAGGUACUGUAUUUUCUAAGACCCUUUUCAACACUUUAGUUCCACUCUGAAACUGCUAGUUGGAUAUAUUUUAAUGAUUUUUCAAUAAUGCUAACCAUGCAUGUUUCCAAAACGUUAGAAAGACACAAGUGUUUAGGAUCAAAAUGCAAGAUUCUGACAACACUAUUUCCCAUAAAGUGCAUCACUAAUACCAAGCAUCAGGCCUUUCAUUCUUACUGCAUUUGCCCAUCAUGGUAAACCAUAGUUAAUAGCUUACUUGUAACAUAAAGAUGGCUCCUGCCACAAAGUGAGCAGGAGAAACAAAUCACAGUCCUGGCUUAGUGUAACAUGUGGACUUGAGGAUUGUGGUUUGUUUCACUAUGAACAGACCACAGUUGGUAAGCCACGAAAUAAACCUUGACUUCCCCCUGUGGUUUGGGAGUAAAAUAAACAACAAUCCUCAAGUUUACACAGGGGAUUGUGGUUUGUUGCUGCCAUUCAUGCUAGAGGAGAAAUUUCCGCAUUUACUGUAAAUCAUUUGCUAUGGUUUAUUGCAAUGACGCACUAGGCCUAUAUAAAAAAAAAAUGGGGUGGGAAGAGAAAGGAGCCGCUUGCCUUCUAUUCCAGAGAUUAAUUUCAGCCAGACAUCAUAGCACGUGCCAGUGGGAUACACAGCUACGUCUACAGAUCUAAGAGGUUUGUCCUCAAUUUUCUGCCUGGUUAGCCAAUCCUCUGCAAGCCUGUUAGGCAAGGAUUUUGAUGAUUGGCACAUGACUGCCAUCGAAAACUACAUCUAACCUAGAACAAGGAGACUUCUCUGAGGCCAGUAAGUUACUUCUCCCAAUAGCCCUUUUUUGUAAUAUCUUAUUGUAAAAUAACUCUACAUCAAGGAAAAGAAGUACCACACCAGAUGGUCUCGCAGCAAUAACACUUUAAAAUUAUUUCCAAUUAGAAAGACUGAGCCUCUAAGCAGCAUAGGACACUAGUGCAGACACAAGAGGAGGCUUGUAGGACUUAUAGUGUACAGUUACAAACUUUUAAUAUACAUAUUUGAUACAAAAACUUUAGCAAGAAAAUGAUUCAUUUGAUUGUAGAAUACAAUAUUUUUGUACAGCAUGAAGCAUUCAGUUAAGUUACCCUGUAGUAUAAGUCAUAUCAACUGUAUAGGACUUUCUGUAUGUAAAGGCAACCUGCCUUUGGGCUAGCAAUUCAAGUACGCAUUUGCUGGCAUGAAUGUAGUCUGAUGGACUGUUCUUUAGCUUUGGUGUGUCAGUGACCGAUUACAAGUGUCUGACUCUUCAUACUGCUUUAUAUUUAGUGAUUAAACGCUGAACAAAAUGAAAAGGGGUAACGAGAGGGUGAAAGUGAGCUAGUACGAGGACCAAAAGCACAGCUCCUGCUGCACAGUAGAUAGUAAGAACUGUGUUCUCGAAUGGAAGAAAGCACUUAUAGAGAGAGAAGUUGGUUGGUGUUAUACUGCCCUGAGAAAGAAAGGAAAACAGCAUUUUAUAAGAUAUGGGGCAAGUGGUUGGGAGCCUGUAUGCUUUACAAUUAUACUAACGGUACAGUUCAGUUUCUCUCAUAGCAUCAGUGCUCUCAACUGUCCUGUGGAUAAGAGAUGCAGACAGCUUUAAAACCUAUGUUAGAUAUUCCAUUUGUUAAGCACUGAGCUGCCUUGAGACUAUUUUGUGCCAUUUGAAAUAUUUUUUUUCAGUAAAGAACACAGCAGCUGCUAUUUGGCUGGGCAGCUACUCAGACCGCAUAGCACCUACUGGCCCUGACCUGAGGAAUGACUUCCACAUAACUAUGUAGGAUUGCAGGCUAAAGGUGCUUAAUUGUGUUGGAAGGUGGCCACUAAGUAUGUGGGGUGACAAAGCAUACGAGAUAAAGCCAGAUUAAUAAUACUUGGAGUGUUGGGGGAGGGAUCACUGGUCUGCAGGUAAUCUAGGCCAACAGUCAGACACCAUCUACUCCUCAAACUGCUGAAAACAUGAUAUUCUGAAGUAAACUGGAUUAUCUGGUAAGUAAACACUCGAAACAAAAUUAGGGAGACAGCAUGCUUUCCAAGUACAACUGUUUUAACACUGUGUUACUUACUGAGUGAGGAAUAACUUUCAUCUAUGAACUAAAAAUUAUAACCAAUUUGCUUUCCCCCAUGCACAAGAGGCUGAAAAAGUAAACUUAGCACAGAACUGGUUUUUGAAAAGAAUAAAUAUUUAAAUGUGUUUUAGAACUGGGAAACUUUUUGUGCUUCAGGUUAAUCUAUUUAGAGUUGUAAUCUAGGAUACCCAAAGUAAGCAAACUGUGAAUUAGGUUCAUCUGAUAGAAUUUUGCUGCCCUAAGAGAUAGUAAGUUUGCACUUUUGAAAGACAGAAGAACCAUGCAGAAAAGAUUUGGUCCUGUGGAUAAAUCAGCUAAGCAAAAACAAGUCUUAAUACUGUUUGUUGCAGACUACUGAUGAUUGUUGCAGUCAAAUUGUUUACACUGCAUCCUCUUUAUAGAAACAUACUAAAUAUAGCUUGUAUGUAGACAUGUUUGUAAAACCUACAAAAAAAAUACUUUGCACUAUACAAGCAGGAUGGCUACGCAAGUAUGUGCUUUAUAAAGUGGGUGCUUUGUAUUCAACUUAAGUGUACUUUUGGAGAGGAUGGGAGGAGCUGUUUUGUUUUGCUUUUUUACAGGUAGCAUCAGUCUGAGAAAAUAGCUGAUUGCUAUGUUGAUUUAUAUUAUGAAAAAUUAUCUGACAAAAUAAAAACUAUUUAAACUUA